AGCCCACGCGGAUCCGUCGCUAUGGAGAACAGCUCUCCAGGAGCGCGAGCCAGCCAGCCAGCCAGCCACAGAAAGAAGAGGGACGAGCGAGGAGGAGGACGGACGGAACCGAGAGUGCCACAGCGCACAAAGCAGCAGCAGCAGCAGCGGCAGCAGACCGGAAUCAUGGAGAACAUAUCCCCGUUCAGGAGGACUUUAUCACCCAACGGACUGCGACUUUUUAUCUCACUUCUCGCCCUUUACGGACUUACCUGUGAGUUUUAACCGUUUCUUUGUCAUUAGGGGCUCGUGCUACUUUUUGGUGGUGGUGGUGGUGGUAGGGGGGGCUCGCCUAAAGAAGUUGUAGUUGUAGUGGGGCAGGUCGCGGUCUUUGAAAGUCCCCGGUUUGAAACGGAAAACCCGGCUGGUUCCGACGGUGUUGGAGUUGAAUGUGUUCCGUUGGAAACGAGCUAGCUGUAUUGAAGCUAACGGUUUUUGCGUUUUAACAGUUUAUUGUGGCGUUGCGUAGAUUGGAAAGUGUCUUGCUGGCGCCAGUUAACCGUUAACCGUUUAUCCCAUUGAAUUAAACUUUUCUAACGUUAACCUCCAUCACUGAGAGAUACUGCUGUUUAAAACGAGCUAACAAAAUGAGCUUUUUUAGCCUCACUGACUGCACUCCUGACAGGGAACAAGUUAACACUCUUCGGUGAGUUGGUGGCACAUUUUCUAGCUAACCAAUUUUCUAGUUGGUCACAUCCUGACAUCAUGACUUUGCUUUCAUUUCUGAAGGAGUGUAAGGGAAAUACUGACUGUUCUCUCUCUGUGCAGGGGUGUGCUUAGACUUUCUUUUGACUGUGGUGGCCCAGCUGAGGCAUGAAGUUACUGAGGGAUGGUGGCUGAGAACCGCCAAUGCUGCAAAUAAGAAAAUAAUUAAGUAAAAUGAUAAUAAUAAUGCAAAAGAAAAAAAGGAAAAAAAGAGAGAAGCCACAUCUGAAGUUACUGAUGCAAAACAAGCAGAAACCAAAGCCCGCUGCAAAUAAUAAAAGAAACAGUGCAGAUAAAAGAAAAGUCAUAUUGGAAGUUUACGACGCAAAAAAAGUAGUGAUGCAUAAAAAAAGUUACUAACUGCGAAAAUAAAAGGAUGCAAAUAAAAAUGGCCACAUUGAAAGUGAGCUGCCAGACACCAAUAAUGAUAAUGCACUAGUGUUUCCCAAUGUAGGCACUGAAUACGAGCAAAGAAGUUAGUGGAAAGGUUAUUGUUUAAUUUCGCUUCAUGUGCUUUUUAAUGUGUCAUUUGGUCAGGCCAUGUAGCACCUGAUUCGAUAUGAAGUUGAACUAAAGCUAGCACUACACCGGCAUCCUCCAGUUCAACUUCAUAUCGACUCAGGCGCUACAUGGCCUAACUAAAUGACACACUGAAAAGUUUACGAAGCGAAAUUAAACAAUAACCUUUCCACUAACUUCUUUGCUCGUCUUCUCGCCGUCGUCUUCUCUGCCUAGAUUGUAAAAAAACGGUGCAUUGUCAUUAUUGGUCCCCGGCAGCUCAUUUCCAUUGUGGCUUUUUUAUUUGCAUCCUUUUAUUUUCGCAGUAAGUAACUUUUUUUCUUUUUAAAUUUUUUUUUUAUUUUUUAUGCAUCACCACUUUUUUUCUGCGUCGCUAACUGUUUCUUUUAUUAUUUGCAGCGGGCUUCGGUUUCUUCUUGUUUUGCAUCGGUAACUUCCUAGUGGCUUCUUUUUUUUUUUUUUUUUUGCAUUCUGUUUUAAUUUGCAGCAGUGGCAGUUCUCGGCCACCGUAGCUAUGGAGUAUGAGUGCACACAAACUAGUCCUAUAUUUACCAGGGAUGCUGUACUGCUGUAACACAUCCAUCAACACUGAUUAUAUUAUUUUAACUCUGCCCUUAUAAAGGUUGAAGUUACCCUACAGUUUUACAGUACCUGUUGACGAUGUUGCACCAUGUAAGUGGUUUCUGCAAGUUGAGACUCUUUUCUUUUUGACUGGGGUGGCCAAACUUGGGCACUGAUUUCUGUAGGGGUAUUUUUCCUGGGGUGGCCUCUUACCCUUAAAUGACUGGAAAGUCAUUGUGGAGCAGCAGUGUCUCGUGGUGCACAGAAAUAGUGAUGAAAUUGAGUAUUCUGGGUGUCACUUCUGUUGAGUGAAGAGGAGCUCCUUAGUGAAAAGUUUGUCAAGCUGUUUAAUGCAGAUGGGGGGAUAAAUGUUAUGUGAUACAGGACAGGAGAAGCAGUGGAGACUGCUCCGCUUUGGGAGUGAGAGGUGGCAGGGGAAAUGAAGACAUAUUUCAAGGGAGGCACUGCAGUCGCAUAGUCUCUGGAAGUAUUGACCUGCAGUUGGGCUGCAUGCCAGAACAGCCGUGUGGAGAGAGAGGGAGCACCUUCCAGUCACUGUGCUGUCCUGAGAAGUGCAGCUGGAGGGCUCCGUUGGGAUUACCACACAUGUCGGGCCUGCUAAGACAAAAGAAGAGACAAACAUUGAUGGAUGCUAAUGUAAAUACUGUUCAGGAAUGCACCAUGUGUGUUUUCUUGUUUGUUUUGUUUUGUUUUUUCAAGGGUAAUAAAAGGCAAGCUCAGUUAUGCAGUGGUAGCAGUUUCUUAAAGAGCACCAUAAAACAUUUCUGGCAUGAAUAACUGCAAUAAGUAACAUACCUUUAAGUAUGACAGCCACAAAGCUACAUCUGACAUUGGCCAGAACAUAGGUAUGAAAUUGGGUCUGCAUUUAAUGGAACUUUUUUGUCUUACUGACAGCCAAGAAACCUUAAACGAAACAGCUUAUAUUGACAGAUUAGCAAAAACAUUUGAGGGGUGAAAUCGCAGAUGUCGUCUGGCAGUACUUAUAAAAAAUAACCCAAAAUAUAACCAAACUGGUACUGGAUUUGCUUGGGCUAAAUUUGGUUUUAUCAUACAGAGAGACUUGAUAAUAUCACCCAUCUCUCUAGGUCGUCCUCAGACGAGCCUUCCAUCGUUGCUUCCAGUCAUCCCGAUUCUCCAUACAUCUCACCAGUUCGUUGGUAGUUGGCAGUUCCCGAUGCCCUCGGCAGUGUCCUGCUAGUCUCAUUCUCCUUACAGCAAUAUUCUCGCUCACCCUUGGUAUUCCCUCGUACAGUGUUCUGUUGGUUACAUGUGCAUUCUUGCUGAUGUUAAGCACUGCACGCAACAUCCUGGUGUAGCACCCAUGGCAGUGGGUUGUUCAUGAUUUUGGCUAAAGAUACCCAUGUUAAAUUGGUAACAUAUCUCUCUGAGUUGAUGAGUGGAAAAAUAGUGAUGACUAACUUUUUGAAUACAGAUCUUAUUUAACAUUCGACAAAUAUUCAUAUACAUUACACAACUGCAAUCAGAAAACAGUGGCUGAUAUAUCCUCCCUGCAGAUCCAUUUGUCAAGCUUCAUUCUGUAGCAUCUCCAAACACUUGCGACACAUACUUUUACAGAGUCUUUUACAUACCAUUCCUUUUCUGUGUCUGCCCACUAAACACUAGUUCAUAAAUCAACACAGGCUUCUGAUAAACAAGGCGCAUUUCAAACUAAGCUGAUUAGCCUGGAAAUGAGCGCUGUGUGGUGCUAUGUGUGUGUGUGCAGGUUUUUCAGUCUUAACCGGUCGCCCAGACAGCCAAAUUAGCUGAUGAUUAACACAGAGGACAAACCAGCCGGAGAAAGGUUAGGUUUGGUGUCGUGUUUGAAAUAGACACGCGUGCAGGUUUUGGACUCAACAUAUGGUUACAGCCCAUGUGGCCAAGCCCGCUGUUGUGUGUUUAGCCGAGCACGAGCGUGCAGGGGGGAGGACUUUGUGACAAAAACAGGGUUGAUGCCAACUUCCUUUACUGUGCCAUUUUCAGACUCCCUGUAAGUGUAGACAGAGCUGUGAGGAGGGGAUUCAGUCAAGGCGUGUCUACAGGCAGUCAGGUCUGUAAUUGAAGACCGUAGUUUUGAGGUUUCUUCUCUUGGGGCUGUAUGAUUCAUAAUCUAAAUAAAUAAUGUUGUAAUGGAGCCACCUAAAUUACAGACCCAAGACAGAAAUAGAUUUGAAGAAAGAGCGCACUGACUGAGCAGAUUUGGAUCUUGUUUAGGUUUAUGUGCUUCAGUGAUUAUUAAUUGAGGACAAAAUGAUAGCUAAGAAAGUAUGUCUGUCCUGGAAAAACAUUUAGUGUAGCCACAGUUUUGCCAUGGCAUAACACAGGGCAAAUCAGGUCAAGACAUUUUUGGAGCUUUUGUUUGGGAGGGGAGUGGUUCAAAGUAGUUCACAUACCCACUCUGAACAUCAAACACAGAUGAGUAGAUGCAGAGAAAGAUGACUGUAAAAAUGAAUUCACCAGAUACUUUAACCAUUUUCUCCAGCAGUAUUCAUCAAGCAAUGAUUUGGCAAAUUUAAGCAUCAUGAAGAUGUCUGGUGUUGAUUAUCUACCUUAGUUAUUUGCUAUUGAAAUUACAAGCAAGAAAGGGCUUUUGGGUGCAGCUGUUGGCCUCAGCUGUAGCAUCCAACUGAUCCUCUCAUUUAAUCUUAAAUCUCAGUUGUGAGGCAGCAGGCGGAAAACUCCUAAUCACAUUAAAUGCACGCAGUGUUUUCUUUUUGAAGGAAGGCCAUCAGCAGAUGAGUUGGCUGCUUUAUUGUGGAACACGGAGGCUGUGUGUGAGGGGGUUCAGGGAGCAGCCUGUGGUCACCAGCUUCUGUUGACUCCACCCUUUGCUUCCUCUCCCCCGACAGAUGUGAGUGACUGUCAGCGGCUUUGUGUGGCAAGCUGUUCCCCUGUGGUCCAUUAGUGAAUUCAGAGCUUUAACCCCCAGUUUUUGCUCAUCCUUGGACUUGAUUACUCUCAGUCCACUUCUCUUACAAGCCCUUGUCAGACUGCUUUAGGACUCCUCAACACACACCAAAAACAAUUACCUCUUCCUUGUGUUAAAUCUUAUUCCAAUAGGAAUGAAGCUGGUACUCUGCCAUUUUGCUUGCACAAAAACUUUACUUCAUAAAGAAAUCCAGCUUAUCAUCAAAUGAUUUUCAAAAAACUCUUGAUACUGCACUCAAACAGAUUGAAAACCCAAGCUUGUGAGGAAACUACUGAUAUCUUUCAGAAUAAACACAUAUCCAUUUUUUUUUAACUUAAUUUUUAUUGAAGUACUUACACCAUUAACAUAAACUGUCUUUGCUUCAAUAAAGGUACCACAAGUUCCCAUCUUUCAAUAAAGGAGGCCUUCCCUAAAUAGAUAAAGUAAAUAGAUAAAGCAACAAUAAAUAUGUAUAUAUAUAUAUAUAUAUAUAUAUAUAUAUAUAUAUAUAUAUAUAUACACCAUACUUUGGCAAGAAAGAACUGCAAAUUAACUUCUGUGUGAGUAGUGUUGGUUGGACACUACCCUGCCUAACUGUUUUAGGAAAUGUUUAAGCCUUUUUAAUGUUACUUAAUGGAUCUUUCAAAGAUUUGCAUCUUUGGUUGAAAUGAAUGGACUGGGGAAUUUGUUCAAAGUACAGGAUAAGCAGGUUUAAAGCGUUGAGACGUAGACUAAGUCAUUGUUAAAAUGAGUCUUUCCAUUUGAUUUAAUGAUAAUGACGCAAAUAUAGAACCAAACCUUACCCAACCGUCUGGGUUUCAGGGCCAGUUACAGUGCUUUGGUUGCAUUCAUAAUUUUGUACUUCCUAUCAAGGUCUACACUGGGAGUUACCAGUCAUUAAGACCACAGCUCAUUGGAAAUUAGCCAUUCAAAACAGUGAGAGACAUGCAAAAAUACUUGGAAAAUAAUAACAUUGAGGAUAACUUUUUUUUUCACUGUGUGUUAGCUUGCAUGUCUUGUCUGCUGAUUAAAUCUUGGAGACAGGAAUCGACCGUUUAAUCACUGAAUCAUGAAACUGUACUGUCUAAAUGGCUUCCAGAUAUUUCCAUGCUUAAUUACCUACUGUGAAUGAACAGAGGUAGACCUUUAAAACUCUUUUUUGCCUGCUGCUUUCAGGAGUCAGGGUUUUCCCCUGAAACAACAGAUCACAGUAUGUGACUGAGGCUGGGGUCAUUUGGAUACACUGUGCUCCACAGCUUAUACUAAAGAGGUGUACUCAGGAUGUGCACAGUCAGCAGCUGAACCCCCCAGGAAAGGAGUGCCGGGGUUAUGGGAAACAGGUGUGGCUGCUGUUCACCACUCACUCUUGUUUCAUUCAGCUGUCAGGUGGUUAUGAUGUUUGGGAUGAGCACACAGUCGGUUGUAUACACUGACACACCCCCUACCACCCAAGUGGGAGAUUAUUAACACCCACCAGUCAAAUACUGGGUAGAGCUGAUUGGAGCAAGGGAGCUAUUGGUGGUGCUGUCCUUGUCUGCUUGUACACAAGAAGUAUGGUGUAGCUUUUUAUGUUUUCAACUGUGUUUUCAUCACACGUUCACUUACCUCCAUAGUUGAGUACAAAGUUUGGUAUUACAGGGCUUGACACUAACUUUUUUCACAAGUUAAAAAAGUAGGGAGCACACAAAGAACUUUAGGGGCACAAUGAAAAAUUAUUAUAUAAUAUGUGUCUUAUUGGUCGACAUAAGUAAUAAUAUUUGGAAUCAAUUUUAGGUCAGUUGGUCACAUGACGUGGAAGCUAUUGAAGGAAAACAGCCUUUUUUGAGACAUCAAACGGUAAUUUAUUGAUGGUCCCUUAUUCAGUACCUGACGUUGACAGUGAGGAUGCUGAGUAGAUUUAACUGCACUGUUGUUGCUAUUCUCGGUUAUGGAGAGUGAGAAGACACCGGUAGAUCCUCAGUGAAUGUCUGUAAGAUAUUUCGUGGUAUUUACAUGAAAACACAUUUGUUGCCUUGGCUGAUUUUUUUAUGCGCACAUGUGCCCCUAAAUACAUUUUACAAUUCGCAUACAUCUAAUUUUUAGUCGCAAAUGCGGGUGAAACGGUCGCACUGUCGAGCCCUGUGUUAGAAGGAAAUACAUAGAAGACUUCAGCCACAGUUCUGGCCUUUUUUUAAAGUGUUAACUUCUCACUGUCUGCGUUUGUGAUGUUUUAUCCAGAGAGUUUUUAGUGUUUUAAACAAGUGAUGGCAUCACAUUUUGGUACUACAUCUCAGCACCCACCCUCUGCCCUCAUUGUCUGUGCAGUUUUAUCAGACACACCAGCACUGAUGGGGAAAGAAAGAGCUGUCCCCUACAUAUGAGGUCCCUUAUUUGGUUCAUUGAGCAGCCCCCAGCUCCUGAAUGCAGAUAUGCUGCAGUAAUGGGUUGCAGAGGAUUUUGCACGAAUAUAUCCCUGCUGGGUUUUAGCCAAAUUAUUUUGUAUUCCCACAGCGUCCCCCGCUCCACCUCCAAUGUCCACAUUACUUGCUAAACUUUGGUCUGCUGAUCUUGCCUUAAUUUCUGAUGCUCACCUUCUGUUUGGAUGAGUCUUAAAGCUGUUUAUCUUUCACUUCAGUUUUCUUUUCCAUUUUAAACUGAUGAAGGAAGUCUGAUUAUGAGUUGCUGCUCUGUCACACAGGGGAAAAACCAUAGAUUACUGCUCACUGCUGACAAACAUCAUAGUUAAAUGUAGCAGCUAUGUUUUGUCCCUACUAUGAUUGUGAAAAGGUCAUAACAAAACAAAUGGCCACUUCUAUUUUAGGCCUAAAAAACAAGGUUACAGUGCCAGCACAUAGAUUGCAGUACAUUUUGAGGGGAGGUUGUCACAGUCUGUUUGCUCAUCAACCCACAGCUUUUAGAUGAAAAAUAAAUGAUGUACCUCUGCCAUAUGCUCUCAAAAUAUUUGCCUUUAACAUCCAAGUGAGCUUUAUAUUAUGGGAACAGUAUGUCAAACCAGACAUGUAACAUGAGUCCCUGAAAAAAUACACUUGGAUGUUGUCUUAUCAACUUUUUUUAGGGAAUUAAAUCUCUCUAGACUAGUAAGAAGGGGAGUGGGUGUAAAUUGCAAAAAGAGUUUGUUUAAUAUCAAAUAAAGUCCAGACUAAGCUGUUGAAGUUAAAGGAUGUAGAUCAACAUUUUGCAGUUUGCCAUAUAUUUCAUAUCCUUGUCUUUAUGUGUGCUUUUGACAGCUUUGAUUUCUCUUUUAAACACAUUAUCCCACAUGACCCAGGCACCUAAAUCUCCUUGUUCUUACUGCUCAAAGUGGGUGGUGGAGUAAAUCAAGAGUAUGGUGCCGCUUUAAUCUGUUGCAGAAACACGGUGAGAGUGUAAUGUGCUGGGAAAAGUGGUUGUUGUGCCGGGAAAAUGAACUCCCUCUGACCAGGAUAAUGCUGCUGAAAUGCCACAGUGACCGCACUACUUACUGUUUUUAUUGACCACUGGAUACAAGCAGUACAGAGGCAGCUUUUCAUCGGAUUGCUUUCGUAGCUUUCCUGUUGUUUCGUGGUGAUUGCUGACAUUUGCAGUGAUGCUAAUUGCUCAAGAAUGUCUGAAGAAGCUUCCUGCAUCAGUGUAUUUCUUUAUUGAACAUUCAUCAUUAAACCAAGAUAGAGAAAUAGACUAACCUCCCCAGGUUUCAUCGAUUAUUGGACUCUGUCUUGUUUAAAAAUAUAGGUUAUACAACACGUCUUCUUAAAAAGUUAUCAGACUCUGUAAUGCUAUAAACUGAUAAUGCGCAAAAUCCAGCUAUACUUUUUGAUUGCGUUGAUUGAUCUUUUUGAAUUACAGCGAACAUAAUCUGAUAAACCAAAGCAGAUGAUGGAGCUCUGCAGAUUUCCAGAUGAUACUAGUCCAGUGAGCCUUGUCUGCAUGUGACGGUUACUGGCAUGUAUAUCUCUUGUUAGAAAAAAUGACUACACAUUGUUGCUGCUUCUUGGCAGAAAUGGGCCUCACACAAAAAGGUCUAAAAUUGUACAAUGAUGGGAAUCAUUUUGAAGGAAAGCAGUUUAAUUCCUUUGGGGUCUCUGUGGCAUGUGGGAAACUAUGUUUCCAUUAUGUUAGAUGGGGCUAAUGAAAGUACAGUAGCCCAUUUACAGGCAGUCAGGGGCAGUGGAGUCUGUGAUUAGUACUACAGAACCCAUUCUCUCUUUCCUGCAAAGCUACACUCAACUCCACUUUUCAAAGAUCCAUCUUUGCCCCAAUGUAAGAAAAGUGACAUGUAUUUUGAGGCAUUCAUCAGGAAAUGACAAUGACAUCAGUGAAGGAAAACUGUAUAAUUGUUGACUAGCAGGCCCUGAAUUGUAGAUAUAUCUUGUGAGAAUUCCAGAAGGUUAGCAGAAGAAAAUUGUAAGCCAUAAAAUAACACUUGAAGAAAAGAGGCUAAAAGUUGUAUUUAUUUAAUUACCCAAACCGUUAUUCAUAGUUGACGACAUCUGAGACAUGAUUUCGGUUGUCCUUGAACACUCAGCCCUCUAGCACAAGCAGUAAAGAUGCACUCGAUAAGUUAGCAGCUGCUGACGUGAACAUCUUUCCUCUCUUGGUACAAAUGUAACACUACUGUGGAGUGAUUAGAGGCUAGUGCAGUUCCCAUUAGCAUUAACAUGUUAGGGUUGUUGUACACUUCAGCUCUAAUUGAGAAAGACUCCAAUUGUACCUUAUCUCCCAAAAAAGGAAGCUCCAUAAUGAAGUUGCUUCUUUGGGCCGGAGAUUGAACCAUGCCUUCCCUUUCCUCUGACUCUUUGUUUUUGUUGAUAGAAAAAUCUACAUUUUGUUGUUGAUGAACUACCUGCACGGGAAACUAACAUAGCUGCCCACAUCUGGAUCUGCACUAUUGUGUUCAAACACUGAAAUACCACAAACCCCCUCAACAAACUAACAAAUCCCACACAAUGAUCCAGGAUGCUGUAGGAGUGUUUGUGCUGCUUUGAUACACAGUGGCACUGGCAGACAUUGUCCUUUACAAUGGCUGUAGUUGACUUGGUUGAGAGGUUGUAACCUGUCCUGACACUUUGUAUGUCAACGCUAUUGAUCUUUUUCUUUUCAGCAUGGAUCUUUAAUCAAAUUUGACCUGGAUAAAAAGGACAUGCAAGUCCGCAUCGCUAAGUGGAAGCAAUGAGAAAAAGGUUUUCGAGAGGACAGUGACAUGUGAGAGAGGCCUGCCUGCUCCCUUUUUAAAGGCCUGUCAGCCUCUGUUUGUCUCCACCAUGAAUUAGCCCACUGAAAAAGCCUCACGCCCUCACAGGAUACAAUGCAAGGAAGGAAGGGGGGUAGAUUAGCUGGUGUAGAGACGAAUGUUUUCUUCACACUGCACAAAUAUUUCUUACGAUAAAGGCACGCUAUAAAACAGGCAAUUCACCACUUGGCUUAUCCUGUCUCGCACUGAUUGAGACUGAGUUAUAGGCCUCACAAAAAUAAAGCAAAGGUCUGGGGGUUUGUGUUAGGCAUUGUACCUUCUUUUUCUCCCUGAGGUCACGUCUUUGGAGAGGAACAAUACCAAACAAAUGGCUUCACAGUCCCAGUUGACUUCUUUGAGAGUGCACUGGUGAAAGGCCCAGACUACAGUGACACAGCGCAAGAUCCUCUCGUAGAUUUUGGAAACUAUUCCCAGAGAAGUGCAGUUGGUUCCAUUUUGUUUUUUGUGUGUGUGUGUGUUCAAGUGUCCCAUCUAUGGAACACAACUUUUUUUACCCAGAAGCCUAACUUUUUCACUGUCCAAUGAGUCCAUCAAGUCAAUAUAAGAGCGCAUCCACACCACCCUCGUUUUGUCCGGUUGAACCGAACCCUGGAGUGUUUACCCCCUUGGUGCGGUUCUUUUGGGUCGGUGUGAACGCUGACCUCGAACUCUGGUGCGGACCAAAUAAACGAACUCUGGUCCGCCUGAAGAGGUGGUCUCGGGCCGGUAUCAAGUGAACUCAGGAGCGGUUCAUUUCUGGUGUGAACGUCAUCCACACCAGUCACAGGAAACGCACCACACCUCUCGUCUUUAUCCGUCUGUUGUUUGCAGCACGUCUACUCCGGAAUCUAUUAAUUAAUGUCGCAGUUCACGCUCACUGGCUAACGAGUCGUUCAUACGAGCGAUCGACUAGCGUCUUUUGAUACGCGCCCCAGAUGAGUAGCUAAAGCAAAAUCAGCCUACGAUGCUUAAUGACAGGCGAAGACAGCAGAGCGGGGUUUGUAUUCCCACAUGAACUAAUGACCAAUAACCGAAAGAUAUUUGCGGCCACGAGACUUCCAGUUCUGUUUUUCUGGAGCGAUUGAGUUUGUCCUUUGUGAACGCAAACCGGACCAGUUAAACAAUCAAAAUUAAUGUAUCGUCUUGCCUUGGAUUCGAAUCAGGAAACGGAUCUUUAGGUGUGAACACGACCUGAGUUGAUUGUUUUUUAGCUGAGUCACAGAGUCACACGUUUAUCCAUUGUCAUAGAUUAAUUUGGAUUCUGGUCUUGGGGUUGGAUUGUUGCCAAAGCAGUUUUCAAAUGUAUGUUAAUGAACAUUUUUGGAAACUGACCUUGAGAAUCAGAUGGAAGUUUAAUAGCCAGCUAAUGUUGCCAUUGGCUAACACUGAACUAAGAGGCUUUAGUGCCUGAAAGGAGUGUGAAUUACUACGCUCAUUAAACAGUAAUGAAACACUGCCCUUCAGCCUGUGUCCACCACCUUCUACACACACUUAAAAACUACCCAAGCGGGAAAGAGGGUGAAGACCAGGCAAGUUAAAGGCUUCGAAAAGAUUGUGAGAGGAGCAAAACCCUUUCAUAAUUCUUUUUGGUUUGGUCUCUUGUUGUUAAAGUUUUGUCUAUAAUCUCCGUAUCACUUUACUUUCACAUCUUUUUGCAGAAUUAGUUUGCCAAAGUUGUUAGCAUCUCUGAUUUUUUUCAAACCCGGUGUGGGGUCUCACAUUACUCGUAUUCCCUGACAUGUAAAACACUUCAGUCUGGCAGUGUCUGCAUACUUUUUUUCCCAUCAUCUUUUCUCCUUUCUUAUUUAUUGACUCGGAGUACCCAAACAUUAGAGUUAAAACCCACUGGAGCAUCCACAGUUCUCAUUCGCCACUUUUUGCUGUGCUACAUUUGCAGUAGCACGCAUUGGGCAGAGGAUGAUGGGUAUACAUGGAACAAUGGUCUCUGGAGUUCCCACUGUCCUUCCCCUGAGACAAAACUAUGUUACAUAAAACUGCACACUGCUACUGAAGUGGUGAGACACCGUUGUUCCUCUGAUAUAAAAUUAAUGAUACCAUUACAGCUGUAUACGACACGCUCACUUUCCUGUUACAAUGACAGUCUGAGUGUGAUUGGAAUAGCUGAUAUUUUAACUCGAAUGAACAGCUAAAAAGAACUAAAUAAUAAAAAAAAACAAGCUGCAGUAAAUCUGUCUGGCUGCUACUAGGUUGGUAUUUGUUCUUAAUGAUAGAGGACAUAGCUAAAAGGUUGUUAAAAGGGUCACAGAUACUCAGUAUUUUGGAUAAGUUUACAACAAACUCGGUGGGAAAUGAAACCAAAGAGAAGCAGAAUAAUUGUGACUAAUGAUGUCAAUUGAAAACAUCAUAGUUCACAGACCAAUUUUCGGGUUCGAUGGUUAUCACCAUUAUGGUUGUUUCUCAUGCUGCGAGGGAUUAUUACUGACAUUAGAGCUUGGCUGACUUUUUAAACCUCUAGAUGAAGUGGUAAAUAGUAUGUUUUAAUACGUGGCAGGAUUCCAACCUGUCUGACAAUGUGAAAAAGAGUGUGUUGUAACAUUAACUAUAGGUAGAGUAAGGACUUAUGUUGGUAAAAAAAAAAAAAUCCUGUUAUUAUUAUUAUCCUGUCUAUUUACUGCUGCUGAAAUGAGCUGUCAGCCAACAGGGAUCUCAUGCUACAACAGCAGUCCUGGUUUCCUGUAUUCAAAGAGCGUACUGUACAUGUGUUUGUAAUAGUAGUUUUCAGCAUGGACUUCUGACCUUGUUCUGAUACAAACUUGGUGGUCUCCUUCACUCAGACUGUCAUUGCCUGUCAUAUAUUUGAAAGUUGUAAAAGUGAUUGGCCCAGCCUGGUGUCUCUUUUUUCUGCCCUCACAUAGUUCACACACUAGUUCAGCACUUUUCUUCUGUCCCUUUGACUCCUCUCCUUCCUCUCAAUAACUGCCCUGUAUCUGCCUCUGUGUCCCUAUUCUUUUGCCUUACUGUAUUCAUUUCCGAAUGCUGAGCACUCAAAGUUUCCUCUUGCUCUAGUCCCAAACCACACUCCCUUUCUGCAUAGAUCUAAUGUCUGCAUUCUUCUCCUGUGAGGUCUUCAGAUCAGUCCCUCAUGAGUGCCGUUUGACAUGAUAAUCUAUGCAUGGAGUUUGUCUACAUGAACAUGACAUAUUGUCUAUUUUGUUGUUGCUCGUGAAUGUUUCUGGCCUCCCCCUGUCUCACACGCUCCUGACAUGCACGGCAAGCUUGAUUGCAAGGAUCUCGAGCCAGGAGACAGCCUGCUCUUGAGAGGUCUGGGCUGAAGCUAGGUCAGGUCUGAGGAGGUGGAGAUUUUGGCCCAUCAUGUGGCCGACGUGGACUGUUUAAGCCGGUUGCCAGGCAAAGAGGAAGGUUUUGAUUUACCAUUACAUCUCUGGAGCAGCUUGUCGCAAUUAGUGAUGUCAGGAGGGAAAGAAACAAAUAUGAAGCAUUUCUUCAAAGGGCGAGCAUUUCCCUCUCAUGAGUUCAUUCUUUCCAUGGAUUUCUCAGGGAAAAGAGGGCAAAAGUGCAGUCGACUCCUCUCUGGUCACAUUAGGUUUUGCAGGCCAGAGUUUAUUCUUUUCUCUGGUGCAGGAUGUAACCCUUUAAGUUGACUGAAUAGGACACUAAACAGGGUCAUAACAUGAAAAAACAUCUUUAUAUUAAAGCUUUCAAACACUGAACUUAAUGCGUUUGUUAGAUGAGAUAGAUAGCAGGCGAGGAAACUCCUGACAGCCCUGAACUGUGUCUCAGCUCUGCAGCACUAUGUCCUCUGUGAAAAAGCACGACAGUUUUGUUUAAGGCACGGCUUACGUUAUAUUUGCCUGCAGUAUUUUAGAUAAUAUUUCGUUGUGCUCUAGUUUGCAAGCCCUGGCCCUGUUCUUCAUGAUCUCAGCUCGCAGUGCCAAGUUUUCCCACUCUCCUCCUGGCUGUAGGUAUCCCAUGCAGAGGCCAUCUGUCUCCUCUCCCCUAAUGGUAAGGGUGGAGUCCUCUUCAGGCACUUCCCCCCUUUCUCUCCCUCCUUUCCUACUUGCUCCCAAAUGCUCACUGUAAAACAAACAGUACAUAGCAUGGAUGGAGUCUUGUUUCUUUGUAUGCUUUGACAGGCCUGAAAGCUGACACACCGAGAUAGACAAACUACGUACGGUAGCAGUUGGGGUGUCGUGUCAGGUAGCUGCAGUAUGUAGAGCACGUUAGGGAGAAGGUUGCUCUGAGACACGUGUCUGCAUACAUCAACGCAAUGUCACGCAUGCCAGGCAUGUUGGUUUACUACUAAGACAACAAGUCCUGCAGUAGGGUUUUUAACAGCCCUCCAUCUGCAUUCUGGAUACUGUUAUAUUUGCAAACAUGAUCUCACGCUAAAACUUUUUUUCAUAUUUGCAUAAUUCUGUUUAUAUUGAUUUUUCGAACAAGUAAGGUGACUACAAACAGCUGUUGUGUCAGCUCAGAUGACCAUGGAGACGAGAAUGCAAAACCCCACACAGCUCUGACCCUGAUUCUCCCCCACACUAGUGCACCCAGAGGACUGUGGCAAGCGCAAUGCAAACAACACAUGCACUGCAAAGCGCAUUAAAGCAGCAAUCGGGGCUUAUUUUAGACCGUGAUUCAGAGGUGGGAAGGAGAUGUAAAUGGAUCCCUUAAUGAUUGUGGAGAAGUGGAAUAAUAAUCCAAAAUGACUUUCCCAAGUGGCUUUUUCAAAUGACUGAAGAAAGGCAGGCUGAGUUAAAUACUGUAGGUUAAAAGGUUAAACACCUAAAUACAGUGUAGAACUCCGCUGGAUUAGUUACACAGCAAGGCAGGAGACACAAGGAAAAUAUUUUGAAAAUGUGGGUCAGCAGAGGAAAAAAAACAAACAGGAAAGCCCAAGUAUUAUAGCACGGCAUGAAACUUCACAACAAGAUGCAACGUACAUUUAGGACUCAGCAGCCAUUCAAACAAAACGCCCGAGUCUUACGCACAUGGUCAAACUCUUAUUCCUUAUUUUGGAAGAGAGAAACUCUGUGUGUGUGUGUAUAAUCACCAAAAUUACAGGGGACGUAAUGGAGCACAGGGAGCCUCAGCCUCCUUUGGCUUUAUUCCUCACAAACCAAGAUAGCAUUACUGUGGUUUACCACUCACAUUCAUGCCAGAGACUGAAAAUACCAGCCAGCGGACCACUUUUAUAAGCUGUACUCCAUACACAUCCGAGACUAGUACGUACAAAGUGAAAAUUUAUGACCCCCAAAUAUAACCUACUUUGACAGCAAAAACUGACUAGUACUGUUUGAAUGUUUUGAGUGAAAUCCACUUUUUUACUUUUUUAUCUCUAAAACCAACAUCUUAACCCAGUUAAAUGUGGAAACUGCUCCAUAAAUCACUCUGCAAGUGUCCAGUCGUUUAAUAAUGCGAAGGCAAACAUGUUUUUAUCAAUGACUCAUUUGUGUGAUUUUUGCUUACAAGAAAAAGGAGUCUCGGGUGUAUUUUUUUCCAGUCAGAGCUGCAGCCAUAGCCUGUAAUUUGGGAUUUAUUUCAGGUUGGUUUUUCAAGAUUCUGCAUUCAUUCCCACUGAGUUGGUCCCUUAUUUCUUUGCUACAGUCCAACAGUCUUACCAUCAGCUGUAACAGAGAGAUGAUAGUGAGACUAGGAAGCAAAUUCUGUAUUUCUUAUUUGAUCUUUAGUAAAUGACAAUGAUCACUAACUUAAAAAAUAACUAUUUCCUAUGACAAAAACAAUAGGAAAAACAAUUUCUUGUUUCUCUUAUUGCUUUACUUGAAACAGCAACAUAAUGAAUAUAACUGACAGUGUUAUAUAGCUACAAAAAAUACAGAGGUGUACAAAGUCUUUAGUGUGCUGAAUGUCAACAUUCAGAGCAGGCUCAUGAAAACAAUCUCAGUGGAUAUAUAGUUAAGCCUAAAACCCAUCGACGCUGACACCUUCCAUCAGCGUUGCAUGCUAAGCAGCAAAUACUUUCCCCUAUUAAUCAAUGUGAUGAUGUGCGCUGUUCGAAGGAGCUGGGACACAAUACUGACAGAACUCGUCUUACACGCAUCCUGUGGGUUUUCGGCUGUAUAUAGAGCAGGCUCAAACUAUGAAAUGUGGAAUUGCUGAAGCUAGAGAACUGAACAGAGCAAUAUCUCAGACUCGCAGUGUCCAGUUCUCUGUCAACCUGUUCUGAAUGAGAAAAAUAAAAGUGUCCACACAUGCUCAGUUUGUAGUUAGAGACACAACUGGGUUUCAAUCUGUGCGGUGGCGGAGCACACCUGCCCAGAAGCCACAGAUGUUGCUGGUGUCUAGAGUUUCUGAUAUGCCAACUACUGUUAGAGUUCUUUACCUGUACGUUUUUGCCCAUGUAAUUAGUAGUGGGAGCUUCCUCCCCUUUGCCUACCACCUAAAGAAAGCAAUCGUAGUGAUGAGCCCCAAGGCUGCGUCUCCACCAGCUGCAUUAACUUCAAGCCAGUAGGUUUGCAUUAAAACAUGAUUUAAACUUAAGAUGCCAUAUGUACCCUAAUUCCAAAUGCUGUUUAUCAUAUCUGCUUUCCAUAAAAUUAAAAAAGGUAUUCAAGCAAGUUUUUGCAAUCAAUUACUUGUUACUUGUAAAAUGACUAUGUGAGACUGACUUUAUUUUUAAAAGUUAUCAAAGUCUGAUUUUCAGUUUUGCUUUCAGGACCACAAAAAUUAAAGUAUUCAAAUGACUACUCGUACAUGCUGUGUGCAAACAAGGGUAAAUGUUAUGCAAACUGUGGCUUCUUGGCUGCUAAAAUAAAUGUUUUUCUAAAUAUCCAGCUCCAAUUACCUCCAUCCUUCAGCCCUCAAGCACUUCUGUUAUGAUGACCAGCAGAGCAGCACUUUUCUUUUUAUUUGUUUCCUGGAGUUUUAGUUUCACUGUGCGUUGUUUAUGUGUUUGCAUUGAUUAAAUGUAUUUAAUUAUGCUUUCUCAAAGACAUAUUUAUUCGCAUAAUAUUCCUGGUCUUGUAUUUGUUAAGGACUUUACUUUUUCUCUUGAAUUUUCAUUGUUUCUAAAUUGGCAGCUCUUUUCUCUUACUUUCAGCCUUGUUGUUCCUCCUUGUUGGUGGCUGUACAUAAGUGUUGAAACCUCCGAAUACAUGCUGCAUUAGUGUAAGGGAACUCACACCCUUCUAAAAACUGGGGUGAGCUCUGAGUCAAAUCAAGGGCCUCAUAAAAAGAGAGACUCAAACCAUCAAAUUGCUUGUUUCGUUUCAUCUCCUUCCAAACAUUUUUUUCUUUGCUGAUUAAAAGGUACUCUGGUGAUUAGCAGGAGGGACAGUCUGCGCGUCCUGUGGUGAAAGUGUGUUGCUUAUUAACAGGCAAAGCAAAGCACCCAGAGUAACCCACAUGAUGUCUGGUCUUUUUUUCACCCCCAGGAAGAACAAAAAAAAAAGGCCACUAAUGAGGCUACAGGAAGACGAGUGUAGCUGGUGAUGAGAGAGAGGAAUGAACAAAUGAAUUAUACUGUAAACCUCAACAGUUUGAAGCUUAUCAGAACUUCAGUUCAGACUGUACUGGAAGCAUUACAAUGCACCCAUAUGAAUGUCUGUGAGGUCUGAUGGUAACUGCAUCACACCAUGUACAUGUAGGUUCAUGCUAAUCUUGUGUUUCCAUGUGAUGAUCAGUAGUCCGGAAACCUAGCCUAGCCUCCACACUCCCUCUCUUGAUUGGCCCAUCAAGGCUACUGUACUUUGAGUUCUAGUGUAGUAUGCGAUCGUAUAUCUUCUCUUAUCUUCUGUGAUGUUAUCCUGUCGGAACAGAUGAGGGGAAACUCACUGGUUGACAGUUCUCACGUAGUUUUCUUACUUCUGAAACGAAUUGUAAUCUGUGACGAUGACGUAGAGACAGGAUCAUAAGCAACAUCGUUUUUACAGCUCAAUUAAAAAUGCAACAAUGAUUUGCCUCUCCAGUUUAUCUGAUUCUUGUCUUUCUUUUUGUCAGCAGGUGUGAGCAGUAACCAGGUGGUUGUUCCUGAGAGCGUGAACGCAGUGCUGGGGAAAAACAUCACACUGAGCUGCAGAAUAGAGGUGGGCUCCAACCUCAGUCUCACACAGAGCUCCUGGGAACGUCGUCUUCCUUCAGGCACCAUUACCCUGGCAGUGUUCAACCCUGAGUACGGAAUCUCCAUUUCUUCAGAGUAUGGCAAGCGUGUCUCAUUUGUUUCCCCCUCUGUACGAGAUGCCACAAUCACCAUUGAGGGAGCUGGCUUUUCAGAUAUCGGGUCCUACAUCUGCAAAGUGGCAACAUUUCCUCUGGGCAAUACACAAGCCUCCACCUACGUUAAUGUAUUAGGUAAAGUAGAGCUCUGUCACUUCCUUUCCCUUGUUUUAAGUGCUUCUUAUGCUGUUCUUAAAUCCUCACUUUUUAAAGCAGGACAUUGUUGCUUGUGAUUAAGCAAAGCUUAGGUGACCGCUAAGUGUUGCCCUGGAGGAAUGAACUGCUCCCCAAGGCUACAUAGCUUUUUAAAUUACCUUCUGGACGGAGGCCAUGUAAACUCAAAUCCUAUUAGGAAUCUGCAGCUGUGGUGUGGUCGUGCUAUCUAAUGUCGCUCACUGAGGAAAAACUGCCAUGUCAACUUAAAACCUCUUCUCUCUCUGUUGGGCCGGCUGAAAUACUCCACAGAAGGCUCGCACAUAAACAUCGGUGCUCAACACACAGACGCUUUCCUUGUGUAGAAAACAUGCAAACAUGGUGUAAAAAUAAUCCCAGAUUGAUGCAACAGCUUAAUAGCAGGGUGUGCUGCGGAAUGACUGCUAUUACAUUCAGUUGCAUGUAACCAUCAACAUAAAAAGGCUUUAUGUUGCUAAGAUCUGCAACUAUUUCCCUUAAAGCACAGAGGAUUGCUCCUAUUUCAGCCCUCUUUAGUCUUUGUUUCUAAUUAUGAAAUUCUACCCCCCGCUAAGUAAUUGGUGUUUGUGAAGCUCGCACACGCACAAAGGAAGCAGGUUACUAAUUUGGCAAUCUGCAGUGUUCAAAAGAUAUAUUUUUAAAGAUGCUUUUCUUUAGGGUGUAAAACUUGUGUUUUCCUCCACAUAGCCCUCCCUCUGAGGAGCAUGAACAUGGGACUUCCUCUGUGGUUGGCGUGUGUUUUAAACUGUAAAUGGGUGACUGGGUUGCGCUCAGGCAGAGCUGAGGGAGGAAGGGAUUUCUCUGUAGGCAGCAGUCGCUCGUCUCUCUCCAUAGAGAGAGGAAGACUGAUGACUAAUGAGAGCGACGUUAAAUGCUGCUGUGACAGCCACGGUUCCCCGGGACCUCACAGAGUUCAGCGACACCUUGCUCCUUUCUCAGGGCUCUUUCUCAGGCAUCGUACAUGCACACCCAUUCACAAAUACAUGCCUCGGCUUACUGAUUCAGAUGUAAUUAGGGUGUAAUUACGGAGAAAAUGUGCAUUCAGUGCAAUUUGAUACAUGUCAUUAGAAUUAGGUUUUCUAUAGGGUGUUUGUCUAAGACAGAGCAGGUUACAAUUACAAGACCCAAAGUCAGCAGAUUGAUGUUCCCAAGGCAUCCUUCAAGAUUUGCUUCAUAAUCUGAGCUUUGUUUCUUAUUGACUUCCCUUGAAUCUUUUUUAAACUUUUUAUUUAUUUACAGAACAUGAGGUCAUCAUGGGUGAUACAGUUGAAAUGUAAAUAUUCUUUUAAACAUAGAUACAUAUAUAAACGCACACAUAAAUCAUAGCAAAUGCCACACUAUUCGAGGUGCAUACCCAGUCCAUUUUGCCCAGCGUUUCAAACAUUUCUCCAACUGAAGUCUUAAAACAAAAGUAAGUCUCUCACUUCACUUAAAUCUUUAGGUUUUUUUUGCAAGAAGAGAACAAGGUGGCCGUUGCCCAACAAAUGUAUCAGGCAUACCAGAUCAGGAUAUGCUCAAUAUGUUAAAGUCAAAUCGGGUUUCAUUGACACAUUGUUCUAAUGAACAGAAUAUUUGUUGAUCCAGUUUCACCUUUUUUUAAACUCAACUCAGCGCUCCCAGUUUUGAUUCAUGUUUAUACUCUGAGGUUUAUAAAAGAGCACUUGACUUCAUUUCAUUCCUUUGCAAUGAACUAAAGUGCAGAGAUGAAAAGGAUCAAAUCUAUGAAUAAUAGACCAAAGUCACGACACACUUCCUAAUGAUAAACAGGUGCAGUGGACAUCAACUUUAUAAAUCCAAAGUGAUACUCUUGAUACAAACCUUGUUUUGAGUUUAAUCAGUAUCAUGAGACACUCGGCACACAAUAUUUGUUUUGGCCUCAAGCGUUUCCUUUUCCUUUUCAUCCUUGUGUUUGCAGAUUGUCAUGGAGAAGGCUUUUAAGGAACAGUUCAACAGGAACUGAAAUACAGUAUGUGAACCAAAGUCCCCAGCAAUAAGAAGUAGGAAGGAAGGAAGGAAGCAGGAAAAUCUGACACAUACAGUGGAUGAAUUAGAAUGACCCUUUGUUUGAAAGUGCUGAUAGGUGGACAGGAAAUGUACUGAACAGCUCUCGACUUUCUCAGAAACAAAACAUGCACACGCAUACGCUUCGGCAAAGUAGAUAUCACUGAUAAGCAGAAAAACCUGCUGAUCAAUCAUCAACUUUGUGGGUUGUAUACCACAAAAUGACCAGCAAUCUGUUUUGUGAAAAGUUGUGUUUGUACAGGGUAAUGCAGAUCUCUUUUUUUUUGCCGAGUCAUAAAAUUGAGAAAUCAGCCCCCUCAGAGGGAUGGCUGAAGUUGCUUAGUCACUGGAGCCAAAAUGCAGGGAGGGUCCGAGUUUACACAGAGCAAGAAUUGUGUCAUUUCUUCUUGAGGUCUUUUUAAGUACUGUAGAUCCCCCCUGUCUCUAUGUAGGGCAGUAAUAAAGCUACAUUUUUCUUCUCUUUCUUCUUUUCUUUUAUUACCACCUCUCACACGGCUCACAGCUUAUUCACAGCUAUUAUCAACCAUACUUCCCUGCUUUGUGUAAAGUCUUGACUUUGUUCUUUCUUUUACGAAGCUGCACUUUUCGCUCUGGGGCACCAAAAAUUCUACACAAAAACGUGACUCUUUUAUUUCAGAAUUGAUUUUAGGUCAUGAUGCUGGUGUGAAUACUUAAAAUACUAUAAUUCUUCUCACAAUGAAAACGUCCCAACAUGAUGUAUAAUCAUUGAACUACCAGUUUAAUUGUGUUUUUUUUUUCCAGGGUAUCUAUCUGACGUCAGUGUUCAAUGUGCAUAUAUGCAUCGAUGUGUAUGUGGGCGGGAAAGGGCCAAUGCAGCCAAUUCGCUGAAGGGAAAUCGUUACGCUCUCCCUUCAAGCAUUUCCACUCAUGCAAAGUGUUCCCCUCCCUUCCUGACAGCGACUCCAAAUUAACACGUCUCCCUGAUUUAGUUAUUCUAAAGCUCUAGCCAGCUCUCCUCCUCACAUAGAGCAGCUACUGUUUAUAGUCAGAGGCCUGUGAGGAGGGGCAUAAAUGACUGAAGAAUGUGAGGUGGGGAACAGCGUUCCCGCCCCAGCACUGGGUACGGGGAGACGCCAGGUUAUUUUUGGAAAAACGGGGUGCCAAGAGUUAUUUGAAUUUGUUGUCAGACCUCUUACUCUCCUAUAAGGCUUCAUAUGUCUUAAAGGUCAUGGCCUUGUCCUGCGUAUUAGGCCGGUGUGUGCCCCCACGUGCAGCCUUUAAAACUGUCACCAUGGCAGACAGUCGAGCAGCUGUGUUCUUUUAAGAGGGGCAGAAGAGUUUUAUCCCUGUACUCAGAGGAAGACUUGAUUCUGAGAGGGAAACUCUGGCCACGUUACAUGGAGGUGUAAACCUGUGUAGCCAGUUUACUUCACUCCUGCUCUAUUGUGCAUGAACCCUAUUGAUGCUAUUCUAUCCUUUUUUCGUCUUGUUGAAAUUAAACUUUUGUAGAGUUUUCUAUCGCAUCCUGAGCUUUUUUUACCGCUUUGCACAACAGGUACAAAGCUCCAUUAUUUUGGUCGUGUUCCUCUUGCAUGAAUCUGUUACUGUUCUCUGCUGAGAAAAUCCCUGUCACGUUAAAACCUCCUGUUAUUCCCAGGACGCCAGUAUAACAUUACCUCAGCUCGAAAGCGCGGACAAGUGUACAGUAACUUGGCUCCUCAUUUUCCAGUACAACACAGUCAAAUACAAACACAGCACAGUGUUGAAUCUCAGUCGCCUCAGAUUCUGCAGCAAUAAGUUAUUUUCCCCCCAAAGCCAUAAACAUACAUGUGGCAUGAAUGAGCUUUUCCCUAAGCACACAGCAGGACCAAUAGAUUUGUACACUGUAUAUUUGACACAACAGUAGAGACAGACAAGUCCUCUGAAAUUCCUCCAUAUGAUUGACUAGCAGGGUUCAUCAAUUAUUAAUGCAUGUAUGUGAAAUGGAAGAAGUCAAUCUACUCUCUCAUGCAGUUGACUAUACUAAGGCCACUUCCUCUUGUCUAUAAACUACAUGAUGGACAUUAUUAAUUCAUGGCAUACACAAAAAGAUCAAUAUUCAUUUUGUAAUAAUUUCUCCAUUCUGUCACUCUCUCUCCUCCCCCUCUUCUUUAUAACUCUCUUGAAAACAGUGACGCCAAAGGUCUUCGUAUCCGCAGGCCCCACGGCUCUGCUGGAUGGCGGGAACGAGUCGCUGGUGGCCACCUGCAUAGCGGAGCGCGGCCGUCCUGCCGCCGAGGUUUUCUGGGAGACGGAGCUGUACGGGCGAAGCGAGAAGCAAAGUCAGGAUGAGGCCAACGGCACCACUACAACGCAUGUGCAUUACAUGUGGCAACCGCAGAGCUACGCCCAGGGGAAGACGCUCACCUGUGUGGUGCGCCAUCCAGCCUUGCUAACAGAGUUUCGUAUACCCUACGUACUCAAUGUUCAGUGUAAGUCAUUUAUCAUAAGAAAUCUUAAACUCCUUGUUAUAGGCAAUCUGCUGGAUGUGGUGAGAUCAUAGACUGUAUAUAGUAUGGACAGCGUCUGCCUCCUUGCUGGGUGAAGCCACUCCAAGAACAGCACCCUCUGUUGAUUGGCUGCAGUAUAGGUUAUAAAUCCCGCCUCCGCCAGCAAAGCUAAUGGAGCUGUGGACAAACUUUAGAAAUUUAUUACACAGAGUAUACAUUUUUCUCCCCCCUGCUUGUGAUGUUGACAUGUAGUUACUGUAAGACUAGUUUGUGCUCAAGUCCUCUUUUUUCUGUUAAGCUUCUUUUUUUUUUUUCUAGAAGCACUUGGAGUUAGGAAUAUUCCUCUAAAAGCUAAAUUAUUCAACCAAGCUGAGGAAUCUGGAUAUUAUACACAUCAAAUUGUCAAGAUAGAAAGAUGUUGUGAGCCACUUCAGACUGGGUAAACUUCAUGCAGUUAUACAUACAAUCUUAAAGACUUUGUUGAAUUUUAAUGCCCAGUAUUUUAAACAUGAUGAUUUGGUUUCUGAAAUGAAGAACAUAAGUUAUUAAAGUUGUUUCAUGCCGCAUAGCUUUGACUUUUAAAGCUCUCAUUGUUCAGUCCAUGAAGGUACAGUGUAUCAAUAUUUACUCAUGUUAAAAGCCGAACCACUACCUCUACUUUUGUGCUGCACCCAUAAAGAGCCUAUUUAAGAAUCAUCUUACUGUAAUUAUCAUUGAUGCAUACUUCCUCGGUGGGCAGUACUAAGGGUUAGUGUGUGUUCGGACUGUGGGAGUGCAGACUAAUGAAGGUAUUUUAUGAAAUAUUGAUUGGGCCUCAGCAGCAACACAAGAAGCAGGAGGUUGUUGGGGGGCAGAGGAUGGAGGCGCAGAAAGACCAAGGUUAAUACGGGAAGAAAGAGGCUUUCCAGUUCAAUAAAUCAUGUCAAAUGCAGAGUCGGGGGAUUUUAAGUGCAAAAGAAGCACAAUCUCAACAUCGAGCUGCGUGAAAAGGGUCAGUGGACAUGGUGAGCCGAGGCAUUUUCCUGUGAGCUGUAAUGAGUUCCUCAUUUAACCUCUAGAGAAAUCAAAAUGAGGAAUUGGAUAUCUAAGUCAGUGUUUGCCAUGUUUUAUUACAGUGGCAUGUGCUGAGCUUCAUUUAGGCGUCCUCCUACCUUCCUUUGUGCUUUUUUUUCUUUGUCAUGGUGAGGCAGUAGAGUUUAUUAUUAGCUGCAGUGUAUCUACUGUCUGACUCUGUCAUUUUCUAACUUUCCACCAACCCCGGGUCAUUUGUUUGUUCUCUUGGCUCCGGUUCGUCGGCAGAUGCUGUACCCUGCUACAGUGCUGCACAGCCUUUGUUUUUGUCAUCCCUCACUACUGCGCUUAUAAUGCACGCUUUGUUCUUUGUGGAAAAGCUCGUUUUUCAUCAAGCUGCUGGGAUCACAGUGACUGAUUAUUGAGUCUCAGUCUUUAACCCUUUGAAAUAAAAACUGGAAUGAACAGAUUUGAGGUUCAGUCAGCAGGCAAACUGAAUAGAAAACCAUCAACUAAAAAUAAACUCUUCUUUGUUUUCCAGUUGCACCAAUAGUAUCAGUGACAGGCAUUGACAAGAACUGGUAUGUGGGUCAAGAAAAUGUGAAGUUCACCUGUGGGGCUAAAGCCAACCCCCCUGUCCGUCACUUCUCAUGGAUCAGGUCAGUGUUUCUCAAGAUCUACCUCUCCUUAAUCUCAUCUGAAAUCAAUAUGUCGUCCUCAUAACGUCACAUAACAUGAACACAUUUUUCCCAGGUUGUCCUCAUUUGAUCACAUUAAUUUAGAUGGAUAAUACAUGAUCAGUUUCUUUGUUUUAAGUAGAUACAUCAUGACAAGCAAGCAGCUGAUUGGUUCAGCUUUAUGAAUCCAAACUGGCUUUAAAACAAUCUUAUAUUAAGCAGUGAGGUGGAGAGGCUUCUGUCUAUAAAUUACCUCCAGCAUAACUUGAGAGCCUGGACACUGGAGCUGUCGAAUGCACUGCUGCACCCAGCGGGAAGACUUCCUCCCUAUAAAUAAAAAGCUCCAAAUGGCUCAUUCAUCAGAACAACACUCGUGUAUUGGCAGCUCUUUGUCAUCAUCUUGCUUUGAAAACUAGAAAUAUGGUCUCAUUGAGCUGACAGUACUGGUGAAGUCCAGACAGCCAAGCCUCUUUAUUUUCCCAUUUUUUCUUCUCCAUGACGUUGAAGCCUUUCUCCUAAUGUAGAAAGAUUUUCCCCUCCGCUGAUGAGAGGGCAGUCAGCCCAAAUGAUCUGUCAUGUGAUUGUAAAAAAGCUGCAAAAGGCCUGUGAGUCAAAACAAACAGCCUAAAAGUGAACAGAGUAUUUUCAGUUUUACUUUUAUAGCUCUGAAUGUGAUGAACUUUACUCUCUAAGAUUUACGUAAUAUUUCUUUUUUUGCUCAGGUUGGACGGAUUGAUGCCUGAGGGUGUUGAAAACAUAAACAGCAGCUUUGCUUUCACUCGCCCGUUGGAGCGCAAUGACUCUGGAGUUUACCGCUGCGAAGUGCUCAACGACAUCGGCCUCCGCUAUAAAGAUGUAAACCUCUGGGUGCAAGGUAUGUUUAGACUUUUCAAGUGCUUUAGGAGCUUUUUUUAACCGUUUGUUUACUCUGAAAAUACCUUUUUAACCCCUGAGGUUAGAAGUGAAAUCUGCUCCUCUUGACAUUCAUCGAGCCUUUCUGAUGUAAGAUUAGCCUCUCAGUACGACCAGCCCUCAGUUCAACACUUCUAGCAGAGCUAAGCCUCCACAUAAAUGUCCCUGCCCAGAUCCACUUUCACACAUUCCUGGCAACAGAGGAGCACGAAGAGCAGAUAAAGAGUAUCGGUACCAAACAUUUCCACUGUUGUGGUUUUGGCAACAUUAGAUUUUUCAGAUAGGAAGAGGGUGUUUACCCCCGCUGGUUCAGCAGAGUAUGCACUCUUGUAGCUUUUUUUCCUCUUUGUUUUGUUUAAGGUCAAGUUUCACAGCUGAACACGGUGAAUUAUGUUCACAGAUUUGCAGCACGCAGACGGUUGUGUGCGAGUCCAUAGAAUUUGUUGUUCAACAGUAAAUUGUGCUCUGAAAGCUGUUUGAAAUGUGAUCAAGUUGUUUAGUUUAAUUCAGUGUCUCAUAGAAACUGUCAGCCAUGAUGGAGACUUCCCCGGAUAAUCCACGAGGGAUUCCCAGCACUUGAUUUGUUCAGUGCUGUUGAUUCACUGACAUAAACGCUUGUCAGAAAAGUCGUAAGGUUGUAAACAACUCCUGUCUGCUUCCUCUGUCUGUCCACAGUUUGCUACUCGAGUUCAUUAUGGUAAAGUCAGGGCGUGGAUCCCUGAGAACUCUGCAUCUCUUUUUUAUUUUCAUUCCUCCUCUGCGCCUUUUAAUCCUUCUCCAAACAAAGCAACUGCUGCUCUUGGACCCGUACUUCACUUGCACACACACAUGAUUCUUUUUGUUUCUCACUGUCUGGAGGGAAAAACUGGAGGAGCCCCAAAAAAAGGGCUGUCAGCCUCCAUCUGUGUGCGGGCCUGGUUUCUGAGUCCCGCUCCAAACGAAAGCACAGCUGACAUCCUGUCCAGGACUGACUUACACAGGGCAAUUAUCUUGCUUCUCUUGUCAGAUAUUAGGACUCGGGCAUGCGGCCUCUCACAUCCCUCCCCCGUGGAGAUAGCCAGGUCGAGCUCAGUUUUGCUCCCUCCCCCCUUCAUGGCUGCCUGGUGUAGCAGUUUCACAUGUUGUCCGUCAGCUUUGUAGGCUUUGGCUGCUCUUCUAGGAGAUGAUUGGCUGUAUGUUCGCAGACACACAUACAUGAAGUCAAAGUGCUGCAUUGCAGAGUUGGAUCGCUGACUGACAGCGUAGAGCAGAGGUGGGCAAUUAAUUUUUACAUGGGGCCAAAUUAGAAACUGGAACUGUGUUGGAGGGCUAAACCAACAAUAACGUCAACCUUUUUCUGCUCAAUAUUUAUUAUCUCUCAUCUUAAAAAGCAGUCAUUUAAACCCACAGACAUUAUAUAAGUAAACGCCUCAUUACUUGCUGGAGUGUAAUCCAUCUCUGCUUUUGUGGGGAGAUAAUCAGUUAAAAUCUGAUAAACAGAAGCCCAAAAAACUUCAAUCCACGGCUCACAAGUUUUAUAAGCAAUUUCUGAGAAAAACAAGCCCAAGUCGCUUUUAAUAAGCAGACUUGACAACUACGAGGUGUCUACAUAUAUUAUGUCUAUGUUUAAACCUGUCUCUGUUCACGACUGCAGAUCUAGGAUGUACGUACGUGCGUCCAAACAGAAAUAAAACAAUGGCUAGGUUUUCAAAAUAAAAGCAAAACACUUGUAGAGCAUAUCCACGAUCUGCCCUCGGGCCGUAAAAAUGCCCAGGUCUGGCGUAGAGGGUUUCCGCUGCAUUGGUUCACUGACUUUGAUUCGCUCUAUUAUCCCCCCUUAUGCUCUUACUUUACCCAUGAUCCUUCAUGCUCACACACAGUGAAUAAUUGCAGGUAAUUGGAUUCUUACUCUGUAACACAAAUUGUGGAAAUCAUUAUAGCUCUACAGGGAAUCCAGUUUUGAUAACUGCCGCCUGAGCCCCUCCCGGAGAUGCAGACCUUUAAUAGUGUGAGUCAUUUUGCUUUGAUGUGCGUGUGCAGAGAUCGACUCUUCGCCCCAGAGGCUGGAGGUCAGAAUGGAGACACUUAUCCUAACCUUGAGCUCCUCACAGCCUGUUUUUUCCCCCUCUGACUCUGGCUGCUAUCACAAACACCAGCCACCAGAGGACGAAUCAGAUCCUGGAACCUCUCAUCGAUCACACAGCGUUUCAUCUUCUCACAUGACUUCCCCACAGCGGGCUUGAGAAAAGAAAAGGGAGGGAAGCCAAUCACGCUCACUCAGACGCUCAUGAGUGCAUGUCCUCCGUCCGCCUCUCUCUUUCUGUCUCUCAUCCACACUCGCAGUGACAUUUAGCACUUAACCUCUCUCUGCCCCUCUCACUUCCUCCUUUUUGCUCAACUGCGCAGCUUUCAACAGAUUUGACGGUCUCAGGAGACUCUUGUCUCCGCUCCAACGCGGAACACUUUUGUUAUAAAUUAAUCGAGAAACCAUUCGGUCUUCCUUUGCCAAUCGUUACAGAACAUAAAGUGAGGGCCGGCUCUACUUUAUUUUUAUUACUCCUCUCUCUCUCUCUGUCUCUCUCUCUCUCUCUCUCUCCAUCUGCUGUUCUUCCUCUGUUUAAAUCUUUUCGUCACCUUUGUUCUGCAGAUCCUCCCCCCACCACAGCCGCCCCCAGCACCACCGCAUCCCACCUCCAUGACACCUCUGGAGUGGGCACAGCCGUCGACCAGCAAACGGCCCUCUUCACCUCGCCGACACUGGCCUCCUUACCUGACAGCAGCCUGGGGACCAUAGUGGGCGGGGCAGUGGGAGGAGUUUUAUUCCUGAUUCUCCUGCUGAUCCUGGGCGGGGCCUGCUUCAUGCGACAGCGCAGGACCUUCAGAGGGGACUACUACACCAAACAGUACCUGGGACCCUCUGACAUGCAGAAGGAGUCCCAGCUGGAUGUGCUGCAGCCGCACGAGCUGCAGGAGGUCUACGGGGACAAGACGAGCAAAGGCAGCCAGGACCUGAAACCAAAACUGGGCGGAGACAUCAUUUACCCCGACUACACCCCCGAACGGAAGGACAGGGAUAACUGGGUCGAUAACAGGGGGGAUAACCACAGGGGGCUCAAAGAUGGCAACUACUAUCCCGAUCACUACAACAACCAAAACAUGCACCCCUGUGGGCCUCCUGUUCACAGCACCAUUGUGAACAACGGCUCCCCCUACCUCCCGGAGGACUGCUAUGACAAUGGUACAGACAGCGACUAUGUGUCCCACAUGGACGGAUCAGUGAUCUCUCGCAGGGAGUGGUAUGUUUGAGCGGAAAACGAACAUGUGACUGAGAAUAUUCAACAAGUGAGAGACGUAUCAUCAGAGGUUGUUUCAUUUCAGUUUAAGGAUGAAGAUGAUUUCUCAGCCCAGAUUAACACUGGUCUGAGCUCUUUGAACAGUACUGCUCUGCCUUGAUUGUAACCACUUAACCUUAAGGACGUGUAUGUGGACGUAUCACACUCCUGUAGUGUCUCGAGGAGCUACAAACGAGCUGGACACCCUCCCCCUGAUAUUAUCUGUGCGGGCUCCAGACACUCUGACAUACCGUGAAGUUUCGACUGACGUGAACGAGGUUUUGUAUUCUGCUUGUUUGUGUUCGCACCUGUCUUCAACACAGGUCAGAGGUGGACCGUUCAGACCCUUGUUAGUGAAGUAUUUAUACCCCUGACUGUCUGAGCUCUCUUCUCUUCAAACCUCUCAACUUCUGUGGCAUUUUGAAAAACACUCUGUCGAUUGCUUACAGCAUUUUCACUGCACAGGUGAGAUGAUCAUCAUGACUGCAGUCAGUAUUAGUGCAAAUUAUAUUGCAUGAUUUUUUUUUUUAUUAAAAAUGAUUCAUCAGGUUAAAGGGAAGUUUGGCAGUUAAAUGGUUAAAAGGGAGGAUUUAAUGAGGAAAAACAGACUGACGCUAGUAACAGAAUAACACCCCUGUCCUGUAAACUUGUCGAUGGCGAUGUUUCUCGGUUGCUUUUGCAGACUUUUGUAUUUUUCUGUAAAUAAUUGUUAAAAUGGCAAACCUGUAACCAGCAGAGAAACUGUGGUGGUAAAAAGAGGUCGCCUCCUGUGAAAGAGCUCGUCCUGUCAGCUUCACUUUAGCUCAAAGAUGGCUCUGUUCUGUAAGCUUUAAUCCUCCGGCUUUCAGUUCGAAGUUUAUUUGUCGACACCCUUCUGUAUUAAAGUAACAGUCAAAAAAGGUGGGAAACACUCCUUGAAGAGCUGCUCAGUCAUAAACGAAGAGGAGCAGCUGGUGUAUCUGUUUACAGGGCGGCCAAACAGUCUCACCUUGUUUUAAUACAGACAUCAGUCGAUGGCAGUUACAACCACAAUCAGGUUUCAUGCUGUACAUGGCACAAGUAUUUUCCCCCUCGAUAGUUAGCGCUGAGAGCAUGGAGCGGCGACACCUGCGGACCUUCAUCAUGCAGCUCAGUGAAGCUGCUUCUUUGUCUUCCAUGAAUCGCGUGACAGAAAAACGCAGGAAAUGUUUUGUUUUGUUGACACACUUGUGAUGAAUUUGAGCAGCAGGAGUAGCAGAGAGAUCAAACACUAAAGCCAUCAACCGUCUCCCCAGUUUACAGCGCACCGUAAACAGUGAGGCUGAGAGCAAUAACAUGAAACCGUGCCAGACGAUGAAUGAAUUUGUUAACCUUCUUUUCCUCGAUCCACGAAAAGUGACCUUGAUUAAGAUUAUUCAUGUACAAUGUUGGAGAAAACUUAUAUUAGAAGUGAAACCCUGAUUUCAUAACAAAAUACAAUGUUGGAAAAAACUUAUUUUGAUGGUUUAAUAAUUUUAUAGAGUCCAUAUUAUUGCAAAGAAAACAAAAAAGGCUCAUUUCAAAUUUGAUGCCAUCAACAUAUUUCUGAAUAUUUGGGACAGGAGCAAGUUUACUUCAUUCUUUCAGCUUUUUAUUAAUUUUGAGUUCCUAUUUUUCAACAUUUUUUGUCUGCAAGCAUCAAAUGUGUUCAAUAGGUGAGAGGUUGGGACUGUGUGCCGGCCACUUUAGUACCCAGACUCUGAAACGUUGUAGUUUGGCAUCCUCUCGCUGUAUCAUGCAAAGCUUUCUUGGAAAAAAAAAACGGCGUUCCCAGAAGACGGGAUCGAUUCAGCAUUGAUGUUGCCCUCCCAGGUGUGUAAACAAGCUUUACCAUGUGGCGCCUCUGCAUCCACAUAUCGUCAGUAACUGUAAGCGCCCUGAUAACAAGUCAGGUGGUCCAUGAAUCCCAAAAAGAGUGUUGAAUUUUGAUUAAUUAGGCCUCAAAGCAGUUUUCAACUUCACUUUAGCCAGUCGCCUGUGAUUCCUGAUUUCAUUGUACAGCUUUAACCUGCAUUUGUGGAGGCAGCAGCAAACUAUACUCACAUUAAGCUGUUUUUGGAGGGGAAUCUGAGCUUGUGUGGUGAUUUCCACUGCAGAGUUAUGUCUGUCCAGUAUCAGUUAACCCUUUAUUUUCAAGUAUUACUCAUUUUUCAGUGUUUUGUUGCUCCUGUCUUAACAGUUUUUCAGUUUAUUGACACUUUCAAGUUAUAUUCCAGGCUUCAAAUAAUUUGCAAACCAUCAAAUUCAGUUUUAAUCAACAUCUUACGCAGCACCUUGACUCUAAUGAAAGUGGGGUUGUUAAGACUUAAUGGGAAACAGUGAAAAGCUAUCGCCGCAGACUCUUGACCAUAAAAAGAGGGCUGUAAUUUCAUGAGAUUUCUAUGAUUUUUACCAUUACUGAAUACACAAUCAUUAAUGAAAUGCGUCGAGUUUUAUUUCGUGAAAAAGCACAACUCUGUCAUUACAGUUGUCAGUCAACAUCAAAGGAAGCCAAGCAGGCCUCAGCUUUCUCCACUUAGCCAUGAUAACAGGCUCCAUCGCUGUCUUUUCCAUUUUCCCUCCUCUGAUUUCUGUCUGCAGGACUAACACCAAUUGGUCAUUAUAGCUUUUUAUUUUAAACAUGGGAUCAAAGAAAUGUGUUAUAAAUACCAUAUGUGACUAUCACAGCUGUCAUCAUCUGAAGUUAUGCGGCUCCGUAAACCACCAACCGUUUCGCUGCUGCCGCUCGACACCCCUCAGUCGUGAUCCGUGUCUGUAAACAAGCAAAGUAAAAGAGGGCCAGAAGAAGAAGAAGCAGUAAUAAACUGAUCCUUCUGCUUCAGUUUGUGUGCGUUUGAAGUAAGAUUGCGCGGAUACCUCACAGCAGAGUUGGAAACAGUGCGAGCAGCUGACAUCACUUGUGAUCACAGAGCCGGCUGUAAUGUUGGGGUUUGGCUCCUCUGCAGCGUCUCUGAGGAUAUUCAGCCAUCAUGGAAACUCGAAAUUUAAUCCAUGAGUGAAAGAAGCAGCUAGGUUAAAGCUGUCCGUGUAAUAGCUCCCCAAGGGAUAUGUAUAUUUUUCUUCUUUUUUUCCUCCAAACAACAAACCCAGCAACGUGGAGCUGAAACAAAGAGCUGACAUCAUCCCUGAUCUCAUCUCUCACUGCUUGAUUUGACCUUACACUUUUCCACUUAGUGCUCUUUUUUUUUCGUUUCCUCAGGAAUGAUACAUGGAUUAAAGCGACCUCUGCAAAGCCGCACAUGAAAGAGAAAACAGACCCUUUCUGGAAAGAUCCCUGCUUAGUCAAUCAGGCUGUUUGUAGCUAGAAGAAGGAGUCAUAUAUGCGUGUUCCAGUCUGAGGGGGUUGGGUGUAUUUUUGAGGUCUUUCUUAUUGGGGUUUUUAUAGAUUCUGGGUGCACAUUUGUUUUCCCUUCCUUUUUUUUUUUACCCAUCUCCACCCUACUUCUCCUAAGCUGGGGCUUUAGUUCGAAGGUUUAGAUGUCUGAGAGUACUUAACCCCCCGCUCUCACCAUCAUCGUCACACACACGCACCCGCCCGCCGCACAUCUGCCACUGCAGCCCACAUUCAAGGAGCAGCCCUCACCUCAAGCCUUCAGCUUUUAAUUAACUUUUCAUUUUUUCUCUCAUUGCACUUGGCAACUGCAUCGGCUCCAGCUCAGUGAUAUAUAGCUUAUCCGCGUCUGCAUGCACACAUUUUUUUCUAAUCAGCUGAUUCAUGGCUGUCAACUUGUUUCUAAUUUGGUGAAAUCGCUGUCUCUGCUCCAAAAAAAGGAUCUUCCUCUUCUUCUUCUCUAAGAUGUGUCGGAUGAAAAGCGCUGAAUCGAUGAAUGUUUUUGUAAAGUUCAGCUCUGGUCGCCCAUCAACUGUUAUGCAUGUAAAUUAAGUUAUUCGCCACUUUCCACGUUCAUUAUUUCUCAUCACUAAUGUUUAAAUACAUGUACAUAAUGCUGGUAGGUUAGCGUAGGAUUAGCUUUUUUUGAUUUCUAUGUCGGUGUACAGUUUGUUCUGGUCACCCCUACUGAAUAGUUGGUGCCUUAGAUGGGCUGAGAAAUGCACAGAAACUUUUGAGACAACAACGAUUACUGAAAGCAUUAAUAUAAAGGAUAUCAUUGCAGAGGAGGACUGUCCGUUUUUUAAGUCUUCCAUCUUGAUAUUUAAGAUUUGCUGGUAUCAAAACAUCAAAACUGACAAAAGGUUGAUUGUCAUGCCUUAUAUACUUUGAGAGGACACGUGUAACGAGUUAGUUACUGAGAAAUCGUACUAAGUUUCACUGGGAUUUUUGGCAAGCCAGAUUCAUAGAAAAUAUUAUUGUCCUGUAAAUAUGCUGGCUGUUGUUUUUUUUUUUUUUUUAAUAAUUAUUGGGAAAGAAACGUAUUUUUUUGUAUGAGGUCUGUAAUUUUCACAGAGUAUUAGUUUUUCUUGUGAGCGUUCAAGCAGCUUUUGUCUCAUGAAAACAUUAAAGAUGAUGAUGCUGAUUUCACUGCAUUUUUAUAUUUCUUCUCGGGAGUUUCUGACCAAUUAUUUUGUAUGUGUUUUUGUUUUGUUUUUGCGAAUGAGUGAUGUCUUGCAGGAAUCAGACAUGGAAGUGUGACAGAUUGUAUUUUGUUCUUUUGUUUGCAAUAAAUAACUGUCAUUAUUGCACUCAAAUGUGUCCGUGCGUUCUACAUUCAGAGAGAGGUUGGAAGGUAAAGCUCCUGUAAGGAACUUUUUGUAUCACUUGAGAGAGGGAUAAGAUUCUGCUUUUUUCACAUUUUUAAAACAAAUUUUACCGUUCCGUAUUUUUCGCACUAUAAGGCGCACUUUCAAUCCUUUUGGCUUGUCGGAGCACAGCAGCUAUUGUAGCCUCGCGGAGUUACUGAAUGAGUUAGAUAAAGUUUGAUGUAUCUGACUGUUUUUUUGUCUUAAACUGCUUUAUAAUCCGGUGCGCCUUUUGUAUGAAAAUAGACGCGUUCAUUGAUGGUGCACCUUUUAAUCAGGUGCACCUUAUAGUGCGAAAAAUACGGUAUCUUUCGGGUCAUAUAGUGCACUGGAUAAGGCGCACUAUGAAUUACCGUGUCUUUGUUCACACAUGAAGCACAACGGAUUGUAAGGCGCAUUAAGCAAAACAACACAGUCCAAUAAAUCAAACUUUAUUUAACUCAGUCUGUGCUAAGUAGUUAGCUCAUAAGCUAACCUGUUCAAAUACAACAUACCAUAUGUAUUUUCACUGUCUCAAACUCAGUCACAUUGCUGUCACAGCACCAUUAGGUCUCGGUUGUUCCCUUACGUUUAUGGAUUAUAGUUUCAUGUUCUUAUCUGGUACUGACCCCGACUCAGUACAUGCUACCAUGACAGACAGACAUCUCAACACUAGAGUCUAAUCAGAACUGAAAAACACUCAGUCUGCUGUUGGCUCAGUCUUCUCACUUCACCCUGGACGCGUCUUUUUUUCCCCCCAGAAAGUCGCAACAUUGCAUCGUGCUUGAUGUGUAUAGUCAGGCGUGUCAAAAUUCGCCUCUGAAUAUUUUGUGAUUUCGCGUCGUAUAUUUGCAUCUUUCCCGGUGUGUAAGGACCUCUAGUGGAUGUCAGGCCUAUACAUGAGCAAAGUUUCAAAUCGUAAGGUUGGUGCAUGUCGAAGAAAUCCCCAGAAGGGACAACGGAGUGUUCUGCACGGCUUGUGCAUAAACUGACAUGAGAAUUCAGUGAGAUCAAUAUGAGAUUUGCUGAAAUUUUCACAUCACCAGACGAGGAAUCUCCUUAAAAGGGCAAAUUUGUCAUAUCACAGAAAGAACCAACUUUGCUGCGUGGCAACAGUGAAGAAGGCUGCCAGAAUGCUGGAUUCUAGAAUGCAGUGGAGGCCUUAAAGGGACAGCGUCUCAGACAGAGGCUGAAAUGAGAGUUUUUAAAGUCAGCAGACUGAAAUAUGUGAAGAAUGUGUCGAACUGUAACUAUCAGAGGGACGAUAUAGAGCCAAUAAACACGCUCGACUUCUUUUAGACGUUUUCCCUUCGUCUCACGAUAACCUUUAUGGAUAACCAACUGUUAUAUAAGCAACGCCUCCUGAUUCAGUAAUAGUCUGUGUUAUAUUUGGGCAAAUUCCAUCUGCAGAGGAAGAAAAACACACAGGUGGGUUUGCUGUAAACGUCGAUUUCCUUAAGUACUUUGACAUCUGUCCUUUUUUUGGACAGCAGUAGUUGAUGAUUUAAAAGCUUCAGUCAGACACGGACAUGAAUUUGGGUUAUGGACUCUAUCUUACUUUUUACUUUGAGUUGGAUUCUGGUUUUUCUGUUUGCAUAAAGCAGUAGAUCCCCAAGAUGCCUCUUUAGUUAUGAAUCCCAUUAGCUUACCUUUUUGAUUGUCCAUAAUUUAUAUAAUCUAUAUCCUGUGGAUGAAAACUGUUAAAGCCUGCAGCGCAGCAUUGGUCUCCUCUUUCAAAUCGUUUUACCCCGGGGUUAUAAGUCUUAUCUUUUUCUCUUUUAAUUAAAAUUCUCGUCCCUAAGCGUCUUUUUUUCCUCGCAAUCUAGACGGAAACAAAGCAAUUAACUUUGUGAUUUUAGGUUCCUUUAAGUCACAUACACAGACGCCUGUAUCAUGUAUGGUGAUGUGUGUUUGGGUCAUUUAGGCUGGUGCUCAUCAGUCACUGUCACCCUCAGCCUCGUCCGCCGUCCACACCUGCGAUAGUGACGAACUGACCCAUUACACGCAACUCUUCAUCCUGUCCAACUCAGCACCCUCUUCAUCACGGAGAGUCUCUGUCACACCUGCAUGAACCAAACGCUCACUGACCACCCACAAGUCCAACCCGUCACCCAUUCAGUGAGCGAGAUGCCUCCCCCUCCGUAAAUAAAGUCGAUUUAUGACCCUAAAAUCAUGCCCUGGAAACUUUUACAAAAGAAUUUACAAACAGAAUCCCUAAUCCAGACCCUCCCGCUCUAAGUGCCUGUGUUUAAUCCCCGGUGUUGACCUGGCUUUGGAGGUGGCACAAACACUAUCAACAUGUGUUGUUUAGCAAAGUGACAAUCGUCCCCUCUGGUCCAGAUUAAGAGCAGAAGGAGAAACCAGAUACCUAAUCCUCUCUGGCAUGUCGGACAGAAAUCUCCCUUCCUUGACUUCACUUUCAUCACUUCAGCCACGUCCACGUCGCCCAUCCCGGCCCAAAAAGCACUCACUCUGUUAUCAUGGCGCGAGCUGACUGGGAUAACCCCGGCCUAAUCCAUCACUGCGACCAUCUGCAUGUUUGUGCAGGCGCAGCGGGUAAAUAACGCCGUGUUGGUGGGCUUGGGUUACCUUCCCUUUUUCCUUUUCUGGGGUUUUUUGGCAGAUGGCUGUGAGGGGCAUUUUUUCACACUUAAUGAAUCCGUCAGCAAAUGUGUUUAGUUUUGUGACCUCGUAAAGCAGCAGCAGGUCCUUUCUUGAAACAUUCCUACAGACCCCACCCAAAGAAGUCAAAGCGGGGAGCAUCAAACCGUAACCUUUCGAUACUAUUCUCAUAAAAAUACCUGUUUCUUCCUCCUACAGUUGUUCUCUUUUGUUACCUUUCAUGACUUAUUAAUUCAGAGUGAAGUUUAAAGAUGCGGCCACCUCCUCCUCCUCCUCCU
Molecule: messenger RNA, 36280 nt
Organism: Xyrichtys novacula (pearly razorfish)
Lineage: Eukaryota; Metazoa; Chordata; Actinopteri; Labriformes; Labridae
Source: the annotation of a GenBank genome assembly